Molecule: messenger RNA, 1424 nt
Organism: Medioppia subpectinata
Lineage: Eukaryota; Metazoa; Arthropoda; Arachnida; Sarcoptiformes; Oppiidae
Source: the annotation of a GenBank genome assembly
AUUAAGUUUAAAAUGAUAAAUAACGAUACAUUUAAUAACGCUAUACAUGUAGUAAUGUUUAGCAGUGAAUCACGUGAUGAAUGCUUUCCCAAAAACAAACGUUGAUUUGUUUUGAAAGCAUUUUUAGUGUUGUUUUCACUUUGAAUUCAAUUGUUUAUUAAUUAUUAAAUAAAUUGUUGUUUAUUUAAUGAGUUAUAAAAUGGAGGAAAACGACGAACACAUGAAUGAAGACAAUGAGGAGGAAUACGAAGAACCAGAAGAUCCCAAUGAGUCGGCCAUACGUUUGGGCAUAUCUCAGACACCAUUUGAAGAGUUAUUGAACUUGUCGGACAAAUUGGGAACAAAACGCUAUAACGAGACAAUUGUCAGCAAAAUUGAUACAAAUUUUGCCAAAAAUAAGUCCAAAAGAAAUGAUAACUCAUUUAAAAGAGUGAAUAAGAAUAGACCGCAAGAGAUAUCAUCGAAAAGACCUGUAAAUCAAGUGCGAGAAGUGUUUCAAAUCAAGAAAAACAAAGACAUCGAGAGAAGGGAUCCGCGCUUUGAAGAGGGAAGCGGUCGCUUCUCGGAGAGUGUCUUCAGUAAAACCUAUGGUUUUCUCAAUGAUAUCAGAGAUAAAGAGACGAAUGAAUUGAAGAAAAUGCUUAAAAAGACUGUCAAUGAGGAGAAGAAACAGGAAUUGAAAUAUUUAUUGCAGAGAAUUAAAAACCAAAAAACUUCGGAACAAAUGAAACAAAACCGAAAAGAAUUGGAAACUAAUGUCAGAAAUAAGUUGAGUGAAGAAACCGGUAGUAAAAACACAUUCGUUAAUAAAUCAACGCUAAAACGGUUAGAAUUAGUGGAGAAAUACAAACAAUUGAAGAAAUCGGGAAAAUUGAAGCAAUAUUUGGAGAAAAAGAGGAAACGAAACGCCACUCGAGAGCGCAAGAAAAGGGAUCCGCGCUUUGAAGAGGGAAGCGGUCGCUUCUCGGAGAGUGUCUUCAGUAAAACCUAUGGUUUUCUCAAUGAUAUCAGAGAUAAAGAGACGAAUGAAUUGAAGAAAAUGCUUAAAAAGACGGCCAAUGAGGAGAAGAAACAGGAAUUGAAAUAUUUAUUGCAGAGAAUUAAAAACCAAAAAACUUCGGAACAAAUGAAACAAAACCGAAAAGAAUUGGAAACUAAUGUCAGAAAUAAGUUGAAUGAAGAAACCGGUAGUAAAAACACAUUCGUUAACAAAUCAACGCUAAAACGGUUAGAAUUAGUGGAGAAAUACAAACAAUUGAAGAAAUCGGGAAAAUUGAGACAAUAUUUGGAGAAAAAGAGGAAACGAAACGCCACUCGAGAGCGCAAGAAGUUUAUCAACAAUUAAUUAGACAUUCAUUUAAAUGCAUUUUAUAUUGCAUUGAAUUGUUUAUUCAUUUUAUAUUUCAUAAUAAACUCUAUGAUAA